Nilaparvata lugens (brown planthopper) is the source of this 279-nucleotide messenger RNA. Its product is annotated as UPF0329 protein ECU05_1680/ECU11_0050-like. The record is from RefSeq and is a predicted model, not a curated record. The transcript is spliced from 4 exons. Lineage: Eukaryota; Metazoa; Arthropoda; Insecta; Hemiptera; Delphacidae. The annotation marks the transcript as partial.
AUGAGAGAAGAUAAGAGAGCUAGAUUAAUUCGAGAUUUGAGGAAGAAGAAGAAUAGAAAAAGAAAAGGAGUAAACGAGGAAGCGAAAGAUAAGAAGGUGGAGGAGCGAAAAAGAAAAGAGAGAGAGAAAGAGAUAAAAAAUCAAGGGAUUACUCCCUACCAAAUUAAUCUCCCAAGGGAAGAGAUAAAGCCGAAGAAGAAGAAGAUGAAGAAGAAGAAGGAGAAGAAGAAGAAGAAGAAGGAGGAGAGAAGAAGAAGAAGAAGAAGGAAGAAGAAGAAG